Haliaeetus leucocephalus (bald eagle) is the source of this 969-nucleotide messenger RNA. RefSeq names its product DnaJ (Hsp40) homolog, subfamily C, member 22 (gene DNAJC22). The record is from RefSeq and is a predicted model, not a curated record. The transcript is spliced from 2 exons. Bases 1 to 969 code for a protein of 322 amino acids. Gene Ontology annotation, biological process: endocytosis. Gene Ontology annotation, cellular component: plasma membrane; early endosome. Lineage: Eukaryota; Metazoa; Chordata; Aves; Accipitriformes; Accipitridae.
AUGGCCAAGCGGCUGCUGGUGGCUUACGGGCUGUGGGUGCUGGGGGGGCCGCUGGGGCUGCACCACAUCUACCUGGGCCGGGACAGCCAUGCGCUGCUUUGGAUGCUGACGCUGGGCGGCUUCGGCGGAGGAUGGCUCUGGGACUUCUGGCACCUCCCCGGCUGGGUCGCCGCCGCCAAUGGGACCGGGGUGCCCGGGGACCGUGGCAGGACCGUGCCGGCCCUUAGCCCCCUGCGCCUGGCGGGGCAGGUGAUGGUGGGGAUAUAUUUCGGGCUGGUGGCGGCACUGGGGCUGCCCUGGGUGCCGGCGCUGCUGGCGCAGCCCCUGGCUGUGGGGCUGGGGGUGCAGCUGGUCUCUUCGGUGGGUGACCAGACGGCGGAGGCACCCAGAAUCCUGGCCGCAGCCUUCCUUGCCUCCCUCCUCUUCCAGGGCCGGGUGCUGGCGGUGCUGCCCGCCAGCCUGGCCGCCAGCAUCACCGCUCAGCGGCACCGGCGCUACAAGCUCCGUGGGAUGCCGCGGCCCCGGCUGGCCGCCCGGCUCUACCACCUGGGGCUGGCGUGCCUGGCCUUCGCCGCCCCGCUCGCCUGUCGCGGGGUCUUCGGCGCCGUCGGGGUGCUGGGCACCCUCUCGGCCCUGCUCCGUGCCGCCACCGAGCUCCCGCUCCUGCCCUUCCGUGCCAGCUGGCUCCUGGCAGAGGUCCUGGGCUUCGCUGGUGGCUCUCCGGCGCGGGAGCACGGCGCCAGCUUCGAACCGAGCAGCUGGAGCGAGCGGCAGCAGCGGGCGUAUGAGGUCCUGGGCCUCCCGGCUGGCUCCUCUACCGAAGACGUGCACCGGAGCUACCGGGAGCUGGUAAAGGUUUGGCACCCGGACCACAACCGGCACCGGGCCGAAGAGGCCGAGAGACGCUUCAUCGAGCUGCAGGAGGCCUACGAGGAGCUGGCGGGGCCCAGGAGAGCAGCGGCGGGGUGA